This is a messenger RNA of Galendromus occidentalis (western predatory mite), 1902 nucleotides long. RefSeq names its product U3 small nucleolar RNA-associated protein 6 homolog. Gene Ontology annotation, molecular function: protein binding; snoRNA binding. The record is from RefSeq and is a predicted model, not a curated record. NCBI's taxonomy places the organism in Eukaryota, Metazoa, Arthropoda, Arachnida, Mesostigmata, Phytoseiidae. The transcript is spliced from 9 exons. Gene Ontology annotation, cellular component: Pwp2p-containing subcomplex of 90S preribosome; small-subunit processome. Gene Ontology annotation, biological process: maturation of SSU-rRNA from tricistronic rRNA transcript (SSU-rRNA, 5.8S rRNA, LSU-rRNA).
AGUGGAUCGAAUUUCCGCGCCGUUUAACCCUCUCCCCUGGCGACAUGGGCGCCUCUAGGAAUUGUUUUGAACAGCACGUGGCCGCGAGAAUAGAUAGUGCUGUUCCAUUACUGUUUUUCUUCGAGUUCUAUGAAACUCUAGAUUGAAUUCGGAGUCGAGAUAGACUCUAGCGAUGGCUGAGAUCGCUCUGCGGAAUGUGGAGCAGGGCCUCGAUGAGUUAGAACAGUUGGAGCGGAUUUCUCUCUUCGACCGUCCCGAGACAAAGGCGAUUGUCAAGCGCAGGAAGCACUUCGAAUAUCGUCUCCGGAGAUUCGUCAAAGAUCGCGCUGAUUUUAUCCUCUACAUCAAUUAUGAAAUUUCGCUCUAUCAGCUCAUCCAGAAGCGACGCCAUAGAAUGAAGAUUGCGCACAAAAAAUGCGAAAUCGAACAUGCAAUCACGAGGAGAAUCGAUCUGCUCUUCAGAAAAGCGGAAUAUAAAUUCGCCGGCGAUAUCUCGCUCUGGUUCUCACACAUUGAGUUCUGCAAGUUAGUUGGAUGGAAGUCGCAAGCUUCCGAGGUGUUCACGCGGCUGCUGCAACUCCACCCGAAGAAAUCGGAGACGUGGAUCGCUUGCACGAAGUUCCAGCUUGAGGACUUGGGAGAAACGGAUGUCGCUCGCAAGACGCUGCAGCGAGGCUUGAGAUUUCUGCCGAAAGACGAGGCGAUGUGGAAAGAAUAUUUUCGACUAGAGCUGCACUAUUGGGAGAAGCUCCUCAAACGUCAGGAGGUUUUAGAACUAGACAACGAAUCGGCGCGGGAUGCCAUCUUGGAUGGUGAGAUCGUGAUCAUCGUUUUUUCUAAUGCGAUCGAACAGGUGCCGAAGGCGCGUCUCGCGAUCGAGAUGCUGAGAAUACUCAAGACCGUCGAUGGCACUGAAAAAAUCCGAGCACGCUUGGACACCAUAGUCGAGGAAGCGUUCAAAGAAUCGGAUGAGGCCUUGCUUUGGACUUACAGAGCUAUUAGCAAAGCCACAGUGAAAGAAUGCUUCGAGGUUUUUGAGAAAGCCCUCGUGUCGUGUUCGAAUGUGAGCGCCAUGUGGGAGGAGUACAUCAAGUUUGUUCUGAGAAGAGCUGAGGUGACGUCGAAGCCAAACUAUGUCGAGAAAGCUCUGAGCCUCAUGGAAAGGUGUGGAAGCCUCCUAGGAAGAGAUCUUGCCCUGGAGCGUGUCCGCCUGACGCAGGACACCGCUUAUGCAGAAUCCGCUGCGUCCCGCUACCCGAACGAUGUGGAGGCGUGGUCACUCCUCCUCGCGUUGGAAUGCGAGCGGACCAAGGGUUGGUGACAGUCACUUUUCUUCGCGAUUUCAAAUCAUGAGCAUUCGGAGAAAGUGUGGCAUCUGUUCGAGCGGGCUGAGAUGUCUUGCGCAAGCAAAGAGGACGUUUUGCAUCUCUGGAAACUCGUCAUCCGUCAUUGCCAGGAACAUGACCAGGAUCGACUCGGAAAAGUUCUCGAGAGGGGACUGCUGAAACCUGGCAAGAUCGGGGAGUACGUCAAGGAAAUCCUAGUCACUCGAACUCUGGAUCAGGGCGAUCGAACCCAAGCUCUGAAGCUAUUGGAAAAGCUGCUCACACUGCGGCCUCUGAAUUUGGGAAUCUACGAGAAAUUCUUGCAAUUCUUCUGUGACCACAGACCUACCGUCCGACGCAUCUUCGAAGAAGCUGUCCAUGAACUCGGAGAAGAGAAUGGAGAACUAUGGGUGACCUACAUCCGCUGGGAACAACACUCUGGGAAUCCAGCGAAGUCAGGCCUCUUGUACCAACGUGCGCUAGAUACGCUGCAAGGGUCUCACGUGAGAGAAUUCGUUACGUUGUACACACUCGAGAACAUCACUCAAUAAAGACUUUUUGUGAAGGAUAAUUGAAA